GGACCUAUUUCCUGUAGAAGUAGAAAAAAUAUGGUUGCAACAGAUCAGAAAGCAAGUCCAGCCGAUGUUGUUCUAGUGGUGGAAGCCACAGCGAACCUCAGUGCAUACAUUGAUGUACUGAAGAAGCAAUAUAUUGUUCCAGCUCUUGAAGUGUUUAAUGGUGGACCUCCUGAUCCAACAGACAUUGGACAUGAUUAUAGCUGUUCCUUGUACAACCUAGUGACCUUCUACUCGGCCGAUGUCAUCCCAGACACAACAUCGAGAUGUUCCAGUGUCACUACAAAUAUCCAUGAGUUCAUUACCUGGCUGGAUGAUCUACCGUUUAUUGGUGGUGGAGGGGAGUCAUGUAGCCACAUCACUGAAGGUUUGAGUACAGCUCUCCAUGUCUUCGAUGAUCUCCAGAAAGUUCGCAUUGAUAUUGGGUUACCUGUGCAGCGACACUGUAUCCUUGUCUGUAAUUCCCCACCCUAUAAUCUACCCAGUCAAGAAGGGGUCCGUUAUGUAGGUUAUAUGGCAGAUCAGUUAGCCAGCAUGAUGGCCAAGAGAGGCAUUCAUCUGUCCAUUAUAUCCCCAAGAAAGAUCCCUGCUCUUCAGAAACUGUAUGAGGAGUCUAGUUCCCCUGCUGAUAUGUCAGCUCCAGUGAAAGACUUUACCACAGAUCCACGGCAUCAUGUUUUACUCCACGGAUUCCAGCUAGAAGAACGAGCACACAGUCCAGCAGGAGACCAUGCAGCGGUCGUAGACAAACCUGUAGACAAGAACCCCACCAGCCCCGCCCCUCCCAGUAUUUCUGCCAGCACAGGAUUUUCCCCGGCGCCAUCCCUCACGGAUCAGAUGUCCGUGGACUCUUCAUUCAGGAAACCGAACACAACAUCUACAGGAACUGCACUGAGUACCCAGGACCACUCUAUACAGUCCAUGCCUUCCCCCCAGCAGCCCCUCAACCAGCCGUCCCCCUCCCCCCAAGUCCCCCUCCAACACAGCCCAAUGCCACAGCCACCCCAGCAACAGCAACCCCAGCAGCAACAAAUUGUACAGCAACAAAUGUCCAAUCCCAUGCCACCACAGUCACAGUACGACCCACUUAAAAUGAAUCCCAUGCAAGGCAUGGAUACCAGCAUGCAGAAUAGGAGCACGGUCAUGGUUACCAAUCCCAUAAGUCAGCCAAUGUUCUCCCAGCCCACCCCAGACCAGCAACAGAAUGCGGGAAUGCCGGCCCAGCCAGGACAACCCAAUCCUAUGAAGGACAGGAAAAUCAUCUGGCAGGGGAUGUUAGAAUGGCAGGAGAAGAUGAAGGCGGGAGGACCCCAGACCCCCAAAGUCAACCGGCAGCUACAGUGUCACCUGUCCAUAGGGCUGGCUGAUCCAGAUAUUAACGCCAUGAAUUGGCCCAAAGUUCUGAUCAUGCAGUUGAUCCCUCAGUCACUCCUGAACUCAACCCAACUUCAGCCUCUCUUUAAAAACUCCCGCCAGGUGGCAUUUCACUUUGGCAAUCAGAAUCUGGACGAUCUUAGAAAUCUCUACAAAGUCAUGGGCACUGGUUUUGCUGGUUGUGUACAUUUUCCAGCAGGAAGUCAGUGUGAAGUUCGAGUGCUUCUCUUAUUAUUUAGCAACAAAAGGAAAGCCUUUAUAGGACUCAUUCCAAAUGAUCAAACAGCCUUUGUUAAUGGGAUAAGGAAUGUCAUCUUCACACACAAAAUGAGGCAACAACAACAACAGAGACAAGACCAGCCACAGCAGAUGCCACAACAACAACCAUUUCCCGGUCAGCAGCAGCCAGGCAUGGCCGCCCAGCCCAUGCAGAAUCCCCAGGGGGCCCAGUUUGGGGUACAGCAGAUGCCUCAGGUUAGCAUGCAGAACCCCAUGAUGACCCAGCAGCAGGCCAAUAUUCAGAAGCAAAUGCAGGCAACACAGUUAGCAAAGCAACAAGAACAACAAAAGUUACUAGCACAACAAAGACAGUUGCAGAUGCAACAACAACAGAGGCAACUGCAAAUGCAGCAACAAAUGCAACAGCAGCAACAACAGCAACCUGGUCUCAAUCAACAGCAACAACAGUUAACACAGCUCCUGAUGCAGCAGCAGCAACAGGGCCAGAGACAACCCCAGAUGAUUAUUCCUCAUGGGGGGAGGGGACCAGUCCUACACCAAGGCCAGCAGCAGGUGAUGGGAGGGGGGCAGGUGCUCCAGGGAAACAUGCCCCAGAUGGCUCAGCAGGGCCCUGCCACAGGACCCCAGGGCGCUAACAUGUUUGACGACCUGGAUAUGAACUUCUUGAGCUAACACCUCAAAAGACUUCAUGAAAUCUUUGGUAUUGAUCUGAUCAUUGUGUUAGCUUUAGGGGAGUUAUUACCCCUGGAAUCAGGAAUCUGGUUCUUAAAGCUUUUGUGCUUAUAACUAAUGUGAUGUAGGUACACAGGCAUACCUAUACAAAUGGAUAGCUCAGCGAAGUUGGCAUCUUUUUAUUCUGUAAUGGAAAUUGUUGUAAAUAAUUGUUAUGCAAAAUAAAGUGCAAUACGUCUUUCAAA
This is a messenger RNA of Saccostrea cuccullata (small rock oyster), 2528 nucleotides long. Its product is annotated as mediator of RNA polymerase II transcription subunit 25-like. Bases 31 to 2283 code for a protein of 750 amino acids. The record is from RefSeq and is a predicted model, not a curated record. The transcript has 19 exons. Gene Ontology annotation, cellular component: mediator complex; transcription regulator complex. Lineage: Eukaryota; Metazoa; Mollusca; Bivalvia; Ostreida; Ostreidae. Gene Ontology annotation, biological process: positive regulation of transcription by RNA polymerase II.